Molecule: messenger RNA, 2901 nt
Organism: Volvox carteri f. nagariensis
Lineage: Eukaryota; Viridiplantae; Chlorophyta; Chlorophyceae; Chlamydomonadales; Volvocaceae
Exons: 11
Coding region: 1-2901 (966 amino acids)
Biological process (GO): regulation of transcription by RNA polymerase II
Cellular component (GO): piccolo histone acetyltransferase complex
Source: RefSeq, a predicted model, not a curated record
AUGGCAACGAGGACUUCUAUCAGACCAAGACCCGUUGACAUAUUGCGUCAGCUUAACAUCGUCCGGGACGUUGCUGAGCUAGACAAAACAGAUGACCUUGAUGCAGCUCAGACUCAGGCCCCCGCGGCGGCUUUUGAGCAGCCCCCGGCGGGCUCACAGAAGAAGAAGAAAGAGGUCAAGGAGAUUCCCGUGCCGGAGGUCCGCAUAGUGCCCGGGUACACCCGCGAGUACUUACCCCUUUUCCGAAUACCUGAAACCUACAUCCGUGGCAAAGGUGGCGUGGGCUGGGCGCGGGAGGACUAUUGCGAGUACGACCUCGAUAACGAGGACGAAGACUGGCUGGAGGCAUUCAAUGCGGGGGCCGCCAAUCGGCUGUCCGAGGAGAAGUUCGAACACAUGCUGUGGCGGCUGGAGACGGCGAACGCCGAGGCCAAUCAGAGGGUCAUGAGUGAAGCGGGCUCCGGUGCGCAGGAUUGGCGCAUGUUGCCCGCUGCGGUGGCCGCCACCAGCAACAUGAGCCGGGAUGAGGCGCUGUCGGUGAUGCGGAAGUACGCCUGCGCGCGAGACCCCAUCCUGCAUGCCGUGUAUGACUACUGGCGAGGCAAACGCGAGCGCUUGAACAGGCCCAUCAUGCGGCGGUUACAGGCGCCGACCAACCCCAGCGACACGAAUCCGUACAACGUGUUCAGGCCUCGCGAACGAGUCAACCGGCCUCAAACCCGCCGGCGACGAGAAAACACUCAGGACUGUCUGGACAAGAUGCGCCAGAUACGCGAAAGCAUGCUCAAGUCUCUGGAGAUGACGGAGCUGCUCACAUUCCGGGAAGCGCGCAAGCGUGAUAUACACCGGCUGGAGGUGGACAUGCAGCGCUACCAGGUCGCUCGCCACCACCAGCCGCGGCACCAGUUGGAGGCCAUCGAGGCGGAGGGGGCGGCGCAGCUGCAGGAGACCAUGGCGCGGAGCCAGCAAGGGGAAAGCAGACUGCGGGCCUACCUGGACUCGGCGAGCUCGCUGGGAGGGUGCAACGCAGUCACCAGCUAUGACUCCCCCCUGCGCCGGGCACUGCUGCGCAAACGGAGGCGACAAGAGAUGGAGGGCUGCGUCAAUGGGGAGGCAGUAGCCCGCGUGCCGCCGCCACCGCUGCCGGCCGACGACGAAAUGCUCAUCCUCUUCACGCCCGACUUCGCCAAGUUGCUUGGGCAACAACAACAACAACAGCAGCAGCAGCAGCAACAGGCAGGGUCAGGAUCCGCGGGGGGUGCAGUGGCAGCGCAGCCACCGCCGCCGAGCUCGCCGGCGGCCGCCGCCGCCGCCAACGGAGGCGGCGGCGGCGGCGGCAAGCCCCCUGUCCUGGCGCUGCCGCCGGGUCUGGAUCUCCGCUGUGUCCGUCCCCGGGUGUCUCGAUGUGGUCGGACCCUUUUGACGCGAUGUGACCCGCUGACCCUGCGGCCGCACUCCCCGCAACAUCAACCGCCGUCAGGGAUCGUAGACCUGGCGAUUCCUGUGGGCCUGGCGGCGCGACACCCGCUGCUGCUAUCCGCGCAGCUGCCCAGCGUGCCCUGGGCCGCGACGCUGGACUUGGACUUGCUGCCGGAAGGCAUCGCUGACAAGGCGGCUCUGCGCGCGCAGCGGGAACGACGGCUCAAUGCUGACCGCUUGAACGCAGCCAUGCUGCGGCAAACGCAGCAGACGCUUCAGCAGCAGGCAGCAGGAGGCAUGGUGGGCGCAGCUAGUGUUGCGGGCGCGGCGGCAGCAGCGGCGGCGGCAGCCGCGGCGGCCGUGCCGGCAGCGGGACCCCUCGCAGCUGCGGCGGCGGCUCCACUGCCGCCGCCGCUAGCGGCACCCGCCGCUACCACAGCUGCAGCCCCAGCGGCGGCACCCGCCUUAACGCAAAGGCCGCCGCCGCCUCCACCUGCCGUACCUAGCCAGGGUGCUCCUGCGGGCACGCUGCCUCACGUGCCCCAAGGGGGGACCGGUGGCACGCUGCCACAGGCACCGCCGGCGGGAACGACACCGCCGCCGGCCGCGGCGGCGGCGGCACCACAGCCGCCGCCGCCAGCCCAACCAGCGGUGUCGGGCCAGGCUGGCACUUCCGGAGGCGGUGGUAGCGGCGGCGGAGCCGCCGGUGGAGCUGCACCACCUGUUUCUGCGCCACUGCAACCGUCGGCUGCCCCGGGCAGCUUGGGAGGGCAGGCGCGUAAGGUGCCGAAGGUGGCGGCCUCGCCAGCGCCAGCUGGGGCCGCGGCAGGGGCUGCAACGCCGUCCGGCUCGGCGGCCGCAUCAGCAGCUGGCGCGGCCACCGCGGCCACAUUGCCGGCCUCUAAACAGGGGACGGCCGCUGGUGCGGGGCCCGGCAGCAGCGCGCAAGGGGGAGCGCCGGCGGGGGGCGCGGCCCAGGCAACACCUGCUGGCCCGCCAAGCUCCCAACCGACACCGUCCACCGGCAACACCUCAGGGACAGCAGCUUCACCGUUACCCACCGGCGCUGUAGCUGGCAUUGGAGCAGGCCAACCCCCGCUGGCGGCGGGUGCCGUGUCGCCGCCGGCGCCGCAGCCGACGGCUGCGGCUGCAACAGGAGGUGCUGCUGCUACCGCAACGGGGACGCCGGUAAGCGGCGCGGCGGCGCCCGCCGGGCCGUUGCCGUCGGGCGGCGGCGGUCCUGGGGCUGCGGCUGCCGCCGCCGCGUCAACCGCCGCUGCCGCCGCGGGUGGCUCUCCGGGUACCGGGCCCAGCGCUAAGAAGCUGCUGCCCACUAGCAAGGCCGUCGCCGGACCGUCCUCCUCCUCCUCCUCGGCCGCAUCGCAUCUGAAACGGGGACCCGGGCGACCCCCCAAGGCGGCUAAGGCCAACGGCGACACACCGAUCCCCUCCAGCACCACCGUGCCAAUGGACAUGCUGUGA